Molecule: messenger RNA, 2539 nt
Organism: Paralichthys olivaceus (Japanese flounder)
Lineage: Eukaryota; Metazoa; Chordata; Actinopteri; Pleuronectiformes; Paralichthyidae
Source: RefSeq, a predicted model, not a curated record
UGUUGCGGGGGGGGCAACAGCUCAACGACAAUGUCUUUGUGAGAGUGGGCGGGGCUACCUGGCCCUGAGCUGUAAGGAGGAGGAGGAGUCUCAGCCCUUGGCCCCAAUCCCCUCCUCCUCCUGCAACUGACCAAACGGCUGGACGCACAGACGGGCGUGGCUCGCCCCUCCCUCCUCCUCCCCUCUCCUCCCUAUUCUCUCCCCCUCCACCUCCCACCUACUGCCCACCUCCCCACCCCAUCUCCCCGCUCUGCCCCCCCAUCCCUGGCCACCAUGCUGUGGUCACGCUGCUGGUGGAAAGCCUGAGGAAGACUCUGGAAGGCGACCCUGCUCAGCCGGGGGACUUCUACCUGGUGAGUCUCUGACGCCCCUCACCUGUUCUCAGCCUGUCACAUGCCCCGAUCACACCUGCUGACGACCUCCGUCCUGAGAGAGCCAAUCACAGUCCCUGCUGGACCCCAACACCCUCGCUGAGUGCUGCCCCCCUCAUGGCUUGAUGCCUGAGAGCAGCUACUGGCAGCUCUGCCCUCCCUCUAAGUCUGGCCUGCAGGGGGGGUUGCUGAGCUCUAGUUUCCCGCCUGGCCCUGUGCCGUUGGUGCCACCCGAUGCUCACCUGCAGGAGGGGGGCGACCCCCUGGACAGGACAGCCUCUCAGCCGCCGCAGCACCGGCCUCUGGCACCCAGCACCUCAGCGUCAGAGCUGUCCCUCCCCGGAGCGGCUACGGCAGCACCACCUCCUGCACCCGGCCUCCCUCCCCCUCCUCCCCCGCCUCCCAAACGCCACUGCCGUUCACUGUCGGUGCCCGAGGACCUGUCACGCUGCCGUUACACCUGGCGCCCCAGCGCGUCACGGGUCUGGACUCCCGUCAGCCGCCAGCAAUGCCACGGUGGAGCCGGGGGAGGGGUUACAGGUGGGGGGGCAGGGGUGGGAGGAGGGGUUAUAGGGGCAGGUGCCGCUGGGGGCGGAGCAUGUCCACUCCGCGCUCCCAGCUCCUCUCUGAACUCGUCACUGCACUCCUCGUCCAGCCCCACCUUCUUCAGCCUGGCGCUGUCUCCGGACUCGCCGCUGCCCUGGAGCUUCCCCUGGGACGCUAGUGAGGCAGCGGCAGGGGGCGGAGCCUGCUGCUGCUUCUUUCCUUCCCCCUCCUCCUGCUCCUCCUCACCCUCUCCCCUCCACCCGCCUCCCCCUCCUCAGAGGCGUUUCUCUCUCUCCCCCGUGCUCAUCAGAGACUCCGCAGCCUCCACCUUCCUGCCUCCACCUCCCGUGCCGAGCCAGGUGGCACCACCUCCGCCAGGUGGCCCCACACCUGUCGGGGCGGCUGUGGGGGGCCCGGUGCCUGCAUCGCCAUCCUCAGCCUGCAGCACACCGUCGUCUCUGAGACGUAGCCUGCCGCCACAGCUGCCGCGCUGCCACUCGCAGCCAUGUGACCUGCUGCUGCUCAAACCAGGUUUGAAGAGACGGCGAGACCCUGACAGACCGUGUGCCCGACCCGUCCUCGACUUCACUAAGAUGACUCAGACCCGCAGCAUCGACCCGCAGUGUCUGGAGCGUGGCGGCGGCAGGCUGGCCUGCGGAGGUGACGUCUGCAUGGGCAUGGAGUCCUUCAUGGGCGACUUCCGGAGGUCCUGCUCUCCAGCCGAGUGCCUGGGCAGGACCAGCAUCGGGCCGCUGAGCGAGAGCGAUGAGGAGUGCCGCGAGGACGAGGACGAUGACGACGAGGGGGAGGAGGAAGCGGACGAGCGUGAGGCGGCGCAGCAGGCAGUGUUUGAGAGGGAUUGUACAGAACUCGACUUGAACUUAAUAGAAGAAAACUGACGUCUUUGUAAAUGGAAGGCUGUUUUCUGUUUCACUUCUUUAGUUUUAUUUUGAAAGGAUCGAACCCCUCGCCCCUUCCUGGACUACCCUCAUCUCAACACUCUACGCCUCCUUGCCACCAAUCAGCAAGGCUCUCAGGAACAACACCUCUCAUUGGAUGAGCUGGGGUUAAGGAAGCAGACAACAGUGAUGAUGUGACGCCGCCGCUUUUGAACCCUCUGCUGUUUGAUUUGAAAACCAGGAAGUUAGAAGUGAAACUCUGGUCGCCUGCGAUGAACCUCGACAUUCUGAGUCCCAGUCUGCAAAUUGUCCUCCGAAAGUUUCAAUUACUGCUUCUACUGACGCCGCUCUCACGCCAUCGCUCAGGUCCAUAUCUGCAGCUGGGCUCAGACUGUCAGGUGUCCAUCAGCGGCUCUGCCUCCUGGCGUCCAGGUGUCUUCCAGCACAUAGCAACUGAGAAACACGUUCGUCUGAUGAGGCUCCACACUGCACCGCCAACCCGACACGCCAUUAUCACGUCAACGCAACACAUUCUGAGACAUGGUCAGUUCAAAUCACAAACAAUUUAAGAUAACAUUUAAAUUAAAAAAAGUUAACUCAACACGAAAAAACUAAAUUAGUCCACGUUUUAUUUUUAAUUGAGUCUCGUUCAGUUUCAGUUUAGUCGUUAAAUUUGGUUCAUGACCUUUUUUUCACACAACAAAGACAAAAAAAAGAUAAAAC